AUGCAGAGGAGGUUGACGCCGCGGAUCCCGUUGCUCAUCCCGCGGAUGGAGAGGACGGUAGCCCAUGCAUUCGAGAAACAUUUCCCCAACGAUGAUGAAUGGAUUGAGAUCCAGCCCUCGAAGAUUCUCGGCCCGAUCUUGGCCAAGGUUGCGGCAGAGGCCCUCGUAGGUCCUGAAUUCAGUCAUGAUCCUACCUGGGUGGAUAUCUCGACUCACUAUACGGAAGCAGUGAUCUACUUCAGUACUGGACUAAUAUCGGGUCUCGUUCCUAAAGUCUUUGCUACCGCCGCAGCGCUGCGCAUACUCCCGACCUGGAUGCAAGGAGCUGUGGCACCGCUGCUCCCGACAUUGCGCGCCGUGCGCCGUUACUUGGCCCAGGCAAAGCGGCUCCUGAGUCCCCGCAUAUCGGACCACAUCAGGCGAAACGACGAUUCCGGUGAUAUUGAUGACUCCUCCGACGAAACCAACAUGCUGGCGUGGCUCGCAGGCCAGGCCAAAGGCAAGGAUCGCGACCCGGAAGCCAUCGCACAGGCACUGGUGCUGCUGUCGCUCGCCUCGGUGCACACGACACUCCUGCGUGUCGUCGGCGUGCUGUACGACGUGACGGCCGCCGGCCACGACCUGCGACGCGAGCUGCUGGACGAGAUAUACAUGGCCGGCGUUGCAGAUGGCGGCUGGGGACCCGACGCCUACGGCCGGCUGCGCAAGAUGGACAGCGUGAUGCGCGAGUCGCAGCGGCUCUCGCCUCCCGCUGUCAUCGGCAUGAAGCGCGUCUUUGUGCGUGAGCACACCUUCGCCGACGGCACGCAUGUUCCCGCCGGCGCCUACGCAUGCAUGGCCAUCCACGCCAUCGAGAACGAUGAGUCGCACACGCCGGACGCGGAUCGCUUCGACGGCCUGCGCAGUUUCCGCACGUGGGAGGAGGAGCGCGAGAAGCAGAUGGCCGGGAAGAGCAAGGCCAGUGCUAUCAACAGCAGCGGCGGUAAUCCGUUCCUCUUCGAGACACCAACCCCGACGAGCCUGAACUUUGGCUAUGGCAGGACGGCGUGUCCCGGCCGCUUCUUCGCCAGCCACGCCAUCAAGAUGGUGCUGGUCAAGUUGUUUGGCGACUACGAGUUCCAGUUUCUCCCUGGCAGCGGGCGGCCGCCGAACGUCAUGGCCCACGAGUUCAUGUUUACAUCCCCUGAGCAGAAGAUCCUGGUCAGGCGGAGCACGAAAGCACUUUGUCCGUUUUAG
Messenger RNA from Clonostachys rhizophaga, 1236 nucleotides. The record is from the annotation of a GenBank genome assembly. Lineage: Eukaryota; Fungi; Ascomycota; Sordariomycetes; Hypocreales; Bionectriaceae.